Molecule: messenger RNA, 2271 nt
Organism: Lodderomyces elongisporus
Lineage: Eukaryota; Fungi; Ascomycota; Pichiomycetes; Serinales; Debaryomycetaceae
Exons: 1
Coding region: 1-2271 (756 amino acids)
Biological process (GO): positive regulation of mRNA splicing, via spliceosome
Cellular component (GO): spliceosomal complex
Molecular function (GO): RNA binding
Source: RefSeq, a predicted model, not a curated record
AUGACGAAGAAGGUGGAUUAUUCCGUAUUGAGAGAUCUAUUACAUUCUAGUGCAACUUCGGCCUCAAGUGAUUCUGACUAUAGUGAUAAUAUGAACUUGAGCAAUGGAAAGGAAUCUUUGGUUUUGAUGCAUGAGAACUUGAAUUCGUUGUAUUCAACUGCUUGGGAGACAAAGAGAGCGACGACUUUAUCAUCAAUAACGGACCACGAUGAUGAUGACGAUAACGAUGGCGAUGAUGAUGUCGAUGGCGAACGCGGUAGUAUUGCAGCAAAGACUAGCGUCAAUUUCAAAAAGGAUAAUGCUCUGGUAUAUGAUCAAGAAGAAGAAGAAGAAGAAGAAGAUCAACAACAACAACAACAACAAGAUGGACAAAACUGCAUUUUGGAUGAAAAGAAAAUAGAGCUUGAAGAAAAAGAGGAAAAAGAUGCAGAAGAGCAUGAAGAAAAGGAAUUUGAACAUAAUAAUUGUAAUGGUGAUGAUCAGGACGAAAAAGAGCCUUCUCUGUUGACGCAUGGUGAUUGUAAGAAAACUGCUACAGAGAAAACAGUAUUUGUUAGAGGGCGCCCAGCUGCUUGUGUAUUUGUUGCUAGCUUGAGAUCAAACAUGACCGAUGAUGAUUUGUGCAUUUCCGUAACUGAUCAUUUCAAACAAUGGGGUCCCUUGGCUACUGUUAAGGUUUUGAGAGAUACUAGUAACCGCCCUUACGCUUUUGUGCAAUAUUUAUCGGAACAAAAUUCGAAGCUUGCCAUAAAAAUGGCACACAACUCUAUUUUAAAUGGAAGAAGUAUAAGAUGCGAGGCAGCCAAGGUUAAUCGUACUUUGUUUUUUACGGCUCGUUCGUUUCUAACUGAAGAUGUUGUAAAGAGGAUUAUGUCUCGUUUCGGCGAAAUUGAGGAGUUGAUUCCAAGCAACAUCCGUGGCCAAAUUUUUACCCAUUCACCUUUUGGUAGAGGUCACAGGAACUGGUUUUGCAAAUUUGUUUAUCGCGAUGACGCCAUAAAGGCGUUUGCUAGCUUGACUGAAGAAGGUGCAUAUAAUGUUGAUUGGGCAAAAAAUGUAGACGGGAGUAACCAAAGAACCACACAAUUUUCAAUAGCCCACGUUGAGAAUGAACAUGACGACCCUGAUAUGGAGCUCAAAGUAAAGUUUGACAAACUCUCAGUUUUUGUUGGCCAAUUGAGCCCCAAUGUCACUGAAGUUGAGUUGAGGAAAAGAUUUGAGAGACACGGUGAGAUUACAGUUUUAAACUUAAUCAAAAAAAUAAACAACACAUUUGCAUUUAUUCUGUUCAAAGACGAGUCUAGUGCUGCAAGUUCAGUUGAGGCCGAGAACCACUCGAUGCUCUGCGGUAAGACAAUGCAUGUGCAAUAUCGUGAAGUUCAAAUGCGUACAAAGAGCCUGAGGGGUGCUCAUGUUGCAUUAGCUCCGCCACCAAUCAAUAUAAGUAAAAGAUCGAUGGGGAACAACGAAAAAAGUAGGCAAUUUUUUUCCGGUGCUAAAACAAGGUUUACCAAUUUUACACUGAGUGGACUCAGAGGUCGAGGCUUUAGGUUGCUAAAGGGAAGGGAUGAACUGGAAAAUGAGAAUGAAGAUGGGAAAGAGAAAGAGAGAGAAAUAGAGAAAGGGGAAGGAAUGGAGAAAGGAGGCAACAAUUUACCAACUGUCCAUGACCAAAAAAGUGGCAACCAUAUCUGUCAAGCUUCUGACUUGAGUUUAAAAGAUGUCAAAGAGCAGAAGGAUAUAGAAAAACUAUACUUUGCUUCUCAAUCCAUAAAUCUGGAAGUUAAGGUUAGUAACAAAAAAGUUAAAGAAUCAUUUGUUAAAGAGGAAAGAGCCACCACUGCAACACUGGACAAUGUGAAUACCGAAGAUUACAAGUCGCCAUUGCUUGGAAUAGGAGGUGGAAAUAGAGAUGUGGGUACAUUUGAUACAGCGGCUAAUUAUAUUGCACCGCCCACUAGUGGAUUCCCUUUAUUCUACUAUGUUCCAGCAGAGAAUGUUAAUUUUGCCAACGCAAACGCUAUUCAUCCUCAAUCACCGCCAUUUUAUGGAAUAUACCCCCAAUAUUUUCCUCCUCAGUCUGCAUUCGAUAGCUUGGGACUCAAUAGAAGCACUUGUAGCGACUUUGCGCCAAUGGCUAAUGCCCAACAGCAGCAGCAGCAGCAGCAGCAAUCACCAACCCCACUACCACCACCACCACAUAAUUUUGUCAUGCCAAAUUUUAUCUACUAUCCAAAUGACGCAGAGGUUUUUUAUCGCAAUAAAAAAUAA